Messenger RNA from Panicum virgatum (switchgrass), 4387 nucleotides. RefSeq lists its product as uncharacterized. The record is from RefSeq and is a predicted model, not a curated record. The transcript is spliced from 8 exons. Gene Ontology annotation, molecular function: protein dimerization activity. Lineage: Eukaryota; Viridiplantae; Streptophyta; Magnoliopsida; Poales; Poaceae. The coding region runs from base 1 to 4227 and encodes 1408 amino acids.
AUGGUGUUGGAUUCUUCGGCCUCCUCCAGCACUCCGUCUUCAGCAUCGCUUAAGGCCAUCCAGUGGCCCGCCACCUUCAAACCUACUGGGAUUGAGAAGUACGACGGCGAGUCGGACCCCAAGACGUGGCUGCGCACCUACUCCAUCGCCGUCCGAGCUGCGAACGGCGACAACGACAUCAUGGCUGCCUAUGUCCCGGUCAUGAUGGGUCGCCACGCCCUCAACUGGCUCGAAGCGCUCCCCGCCAGCUCCAUCAACAGCUGGCAGGAUCUUUGCAGCACCUUCAUCCAGUACUACCAAGCAUCCUGCCCAGGUCCCAAAACCAGAUGGGAUCUGGCCAGCGUCAAACAGCAACCGGACGAGUCCCUCCGCGACUACAUCAAGAGGUACUUUGCUAACCGUAAUACCUUUACGGAGGCUGAUGACAGGGAUGUUAUCCACCACUUCCAUGAAGGCCUCCAUAACAUCAAACUAUGGAGGAAGAUGUUCGAGAGGAACCCCAAGACCGUGGGUGACAUGAUGUUGAUCAUCAACAAGCACGCCGACAUGGAAGAUGCCGAGCGAGCUCACCGCCGGCACAAGACCAAGAAUGACUCCUCCGAGCAUCCCCCACAGCGGGACAAUCACUCGGAACGACGAUGCGACAAUUGCCCACCUCGUCAUGGGAAGAAGCACGACCGCGCCGAGUCGUCCAAGAACCGCGACCGCAAGCGUGGCCCCGAUAACACCGUCGCUGAUGCAAAUCAUAUUGCCCGGGAGUGCCGAGCACUCUCCAACGGCAUCAUCAAGGACGACGACUCCAAGCGACCCCGCCGCGACGACCGCGACAGGCCGAGUGGUUCCAGAACCACCCGGAGGGAAGAUUCCCCAGGGAACUUCCAGGAAGAAGACAGGGCCGUCAACUUCAUAUUCGGCGGCCCCAGCAAGCAAUCAUGCCGGUGCAAGCUCAAGCUGGAUGAUCGCGAAGUCAACCUGGUGUUCAAACACCCGGUUGAACCCCUGCGGUGGUCGGAGACGCCGAUCACCUUUGACCGCCGCGACCACUGGGUCUACCUGCCCAGGCCGGGUGCCUACCCCCUCGUGGUCAGCCCGGUGGUGAGCCAGGUUCACCUGGCCAAAGUACUCGUCGAUGGUGGCAGCGCCCUCGACAUCAUUUUAGCCAGCACGUUGGAGAGCAUGGGCUACGACAUGACCUCCCUGGUCCCAUCUGACCAGGCCUUCUACGGCAUUAUCCCCAGAGCUGGGUUGACUCCGGUCGGCCGGGCCACCUUGCCGGACACCUUCGGCACCCGCAACAACUACUGCACCGAGAACUCAGUUCUUGUUGCUCAGGCAGCAAAGAACCUCCCGACAGACCAUCAGCAGAUCCCCGCCAAGGAGUCGACUUCCGAGUCGCAGCUCACGCCAGGCAUGGCGACCAAGACCAUCGUCCACUGGGAUGAUGAGCCGCACAAGACCGCCGUGAUCGGGGCCAGUAUAGCCCAAACAAACAACGAGCUGCAAGCGGACGCCACCGCAUCGGUCUGCAGACUCGCGGACGCCGCCGCAGCCAGGCGCGCCGCACGGUGGCAGCGGCACAACCGGGCGCCGGCCGCCGCCAUGGCUAUUGGCUCGCCCUCCCCGCCGGCAGGUGAAAUCGCGAGCCUCGACGACGCCGGGCCGGAGCAUCGUGCGGAGGUAGAAGGCAACCUGCAGCAGCAGCAGGCACCCUGCACGCCUAAGGAAAUCACGGCUAAGCCAAAAAGAAAGACACAAACACUUCUUUCAUUUUACAAGAAGAUUGAAGGUGCAGUUGGGGAUCUACAAGUACAAGGGCAGCAAGAUGAUUUGGCCAAUCAGGAUCAGAACCCUCAAUCUAAUGAAAAUGUUGUACUUGAAGAUGAGGCUCCAAGCAGGCAACGAUCUCCUAAAGUUCAGAGACUCAAUUCAGAUGCAAGUGUUUUGGUAGUCGAGCGUGAUCCAGGUUUACGCUGCCAAAUUUGGGAGUAUCCUAUUGAUGAACAAGAUGAAGCUCGCAGAAUAUACAUGAUGCAUGGUCCAUACCAUUUUCUCAUGGAUGAGUACCCUCUUUCUGGUUCAAAGAAACACCCACGCAGGUUUCAGGCUCAUUGGUUCAAAUCUUUUCCAUGGUUAGAGUAUUCACCAGACAAAGAUGCAGCUUUCUGCUUUCCUUGCUAUUUGUUUUCCAAGAAGCCAUCUGGAAGAGCAGGAUCUGAUGCAUUCACUGUGAAAGGGUUCAGGUCUUGGAAGAAAGUAAAUGAAGGAACAAAGUGUGCAUUUUUAUCUCACAUGGGAAGUGACUGCAAUUCUGCUCAUAGUUACAAUGUCAAAUGUUUUGAUAAUCUGCAGAAUCAAUCUGGUCAUAUUCGAAAUGUGUUCAAGAAGCAAACCAAUGAAGAUAUCAGAAGGAAUAGGCUUCGUCUUAGAGUAUCAAUUGACACAGUCCGAUGGUUAGCAUUCCAAGCUUGUGCUUUUCGUGGACAUGAUGAAUCUCCUACCUCCAAGAACCAAGGUAAUUUCCUUGAAAUGGUCAAACUUCUAGCUGCAUAUGAUGAGGAAGUUAAGGCUGUUGUACUAGGAAAUGCUCCAGGGAAUGCUAAAUAUACAUCACCAAAAAUUCAGAAGGAAAUCCUAAAUAUGAUGGCUUGCAAUGUGCAAAAGGCAAUUCGUACUGAAAUUGGUGAUGCAAAGUUUUGCUUGAUAGUAGAUGAAUCAAGAGAUGAAUCAAGAAGAGAACAAAUGGCACUUGUUGUUCGUUUUGUUGACCAAGAGGGAUUUAUUCGAGAACGCUUUCUCGAUAUUGUUCAUGUUCAUGAUACAACAUCUGCAACUCUUAAACAAGAAUUGUGCUCUGUGUUAUCUUUUCACAAAUUGGAUGUCCACAAUAUUCGGGGGCAGGGGUAUGAUGGUGCUAGUAACAUGCGUGGAGAAUGGAAUGGACUACAAGCAAAAUUUGCUGCAGACUGCCCUUAUGCAUACUAUGUCCAUUGUUUUGCUCACCAAUUACAAUUGGCUCUGGUUGCUGCAUCCAAAGAAGUACCUGAGGUUCAGAAUUUUUUUGAACAUCUUUCUUUUGUUGUCAAUACUGUUGUGUCUUCUAGUAAGAGAAAUGAUGACCUUCAUGCCAAUCAAGUAGCUGAAAUGGAACUUUUGGCUGAACUUAAUGAGCUUGAAACUGGAAGGGGAGCUAAUCAAAUUGGGACUUUAAAGCGGUCUGGUGAUACUAGAUGGAGCUCACAUUAUGAUUCUGUGUGCAGCCUAAUAAAAUUGUAUAAACCCACAUUCUUGGUCCUCAAGGACAUUGCUAAUACUAAAGGUCCAGGAACUUCACAAACAGUAAGAGGGAAGGCUGCUGGUGCUGUUACAUUGAUGAUGUCAUUUGACUUUGUAUUUAUUUUGCAUCUUAUGAAAGAACUGAUGGGAAUCACAGAUUUGCUUUGCAAGAAGUUACAACACAAGUCUCAAGAUAUUGUGAAUGCUAUGGAUGAUGUCGCCACCACAAAGAAGUUGCUUCAAAACUUGAGAGAGCAUGGUUGGGACAAUCUAAUUAGUGAUGUGAUAUCUUUUUGCAUGAAACAUGGAAUUGCUUAUCCAAACAUGGAAGACUUCUAUGCAGACUUCAUUCGAUCUCGUGCAGCUAAUGAGACUACAGUUGAGCAUCACUACAGAUAUGAUGUUUUUACAGUUGCAAUUGAUCAACAGGCACAAGAAUUGAAUUGCAGGUUUAGCGAACAAGCAACAGAGCUUCUCAUGUUGUGUACUUCUUUGGAUCCUAGGGAUUCAUUCAGUUUAUUCAACAUUGAUAAUGUGUGCACUCUAGCUUCAAAGUUCUAUCUCGCUGACUUUUCGGAGCAAGAAAGAAGAACCUUGAGAUGUCAGUUACGGCAUUAUGAGCAUGAUGUACCUACUAAUCCAAAGUUUCAGAAUUUGACAAGUGUAGCUGAUCUCUGUCGGCGACUUGUAGAAACUAAGAAGGCAGAAGAUUAUUAUUUGAUUGAUAGAUUGAUUCGUCUUGUUCUUACUCUACCUGUUUCUACUGCAACGACAGAGCGUGCAUUUUCAGCAAUGAAACUUCUCAAGACAAGACUUCGCAACAAAAUGGAAGAUGAAUUUCUAAGGGAUUGCAUGUUAAUCUAUAUUGAGAGGGAGAUUGCUAUUAAGUUCACGACAGAUGCAAUUAUUGAUGAUCUCUAUGUGAAGAAGAACCGCAAAGUUCGACUAAAAUGAAAUCGUUUGUUUUCACUAACCCACCUUUUUGUAAAGUGUAGCUAGCUUUUGUAAUAUGGUUCCUGGCUGCAUGAAUGAACAAUGAAAAUUUGGUGUCAACUGUCAAGUACACCUAAUCAUUGUAUUCUCCAUAUCCAAUGAAUAUAUGUUGACUUAGCCU